GCGAGGUGCGCGCUGGCGGCGCGGCCGGCAGAAAAAGCGCCGCGAGGGCGGCGGGGCGGGACAGAGCGGGGCGGAGGCUGCGCCCGGCGGAGCGGGCAGCGCAGCGCGGCGGCGGCCCCGGCCCUGGCCCUAUGGGCGGGCGGGCCGGGAGCGGCGCGCAGAGGCUGCCCCCGCUGGCGCCCGCCCCCCCGGCGGCGGAGAAGGGCCCCGCACCGGCGCGGCCGCGGCUGCAGGCGGCGAUGCGGUCGCCCAGCUGAAGGCGCGGCGCCCGCUGCCCGAGGAGAGGGGCCGUCGCCGCCGCCGGGCCCAUGGCCGUGCGCGGCGGGAGCGCCCUGACGCCCUUCUCCAUCCAGGCGAUCCUCAACAAGAAGGAGGAGCGCGCCCGGCACUCGGCGGCGCGGCCGCCGCCCCCAGGGGGAGCCGGCGGCUGGCGGCUCUGCGGCGCGGCGGCGGCCGCCGACGGCCCGCGGCUGCCCUCGCCCGCCCCGGCCCGCGCCGCCGCCGCCCGCACGCCGGCGGGCUGGGACUCGGACUCGGCGCUCAGCGAGGACCCCGAGGGCGAGCGGCGCUCCGAGGAGGAGGGCGCCGGCGGCAGCGCCCGCCCCGCCGAGGCCGCGCCGGGGGCGCCGCGCCAGGAGCCGCCCGAGCGCGACGCCGCCGCCCUCAGCGACAGCGAGAUGUCGGCCGCCGUCUCAGAUCGCAGCCCGCCGGAGGAGGAGGACGGCGCGGGCAAGUGCGGGAAGCUGCUGCCGGGGGAGGAGGAGGCGGCGGCGCCGAAGCCGCGGAAGAAGCGCUCCCGCGCGGCCUUUUCCCACGCGCAGGUCUUCGAGCUGGAGCGGCGCUUCAACCACCAGCGCUACCUGUCGGGGCCCGAGCGGGCCGACCUGGCCGCCUCGCUGAAGCUCACCGAGACGCAGGUGAAGAUCUGGUUCCAGAACCGGCGCUACAAGACCAAGCGGCGGCAGAUGGCCGCCGACCUGCUGGCCGCGGCGCCCGCCGCCAAGAAGGUGGCCGUCAAGGUGCUGGUGCGCGACGACCAGAGACAGUACCACCCCGGCGAGGUGCUGCGGCCGCCCUCGCUGCUCUCCCUGCAGCCCUCCUACUACUACCCCUACUACUGCCUGCCCGGCUGGGCUCUGUCCACCUGCGCCGCAGCCGCCGGCACCCAGUGACGGGCCCCCCCUGCACACGCCCCCCCGCGCGCACUGGCGGCCAGGAGACCGGUGUCCCCUCUGUGCCCCCGGCUCCUCAGAUCCGGAGCCCCCGCUGCAGCUCUCGGUGCCUUGGACAGUAUUUAUUAUUAUUUUAUUGUUAUUUUUAUUAUUAAUAUUAUUUGGAUGAUUCCUCACCCUCUCCUCUCCAGCGUAGGACUUCUCGGCCAGCCCCCCCGCGGCUCCCACCCCUCCCCAGCCCGCCAGCCGAGGACUCUUGCGAUUCGGCACAACUCGUUCAUGGUAUCCAUGUUGUCGGUGUAUUCGGUGUAGACUUUUGUUUGUCUCUUUCGUUUCGCUUCGGAUUGGUAGAGACUCGAUCUUAUGUGGGAGAGAGAGAGAGAGAGAGAGGAAAAAAAAAGGAGAGAGAGAAAAAAAAACCCCAAACCAAAAGCAGCUCAAAAGAAGAGAUCAAGGACUCCCUCGGCGGAUUGUAAGGAAGAUUAUUUUUUAUGUCCGAGUCCUUGCUCUUCCAACUCGCUGCAGACUGAGUGUGCCUUGUAUGGUGCUGAAUGUAAGGAAGCUCUUUCAGAUCCCCCCUGCUCUCGUUGCCCAUGUUAUUCCUGUACUCCAUGAUCCCUGGCAAAGGAUAAAUAUGUCACAAAAGGGUGAGACUUGUAUCGAAACUCAAGACUUCUUUUUCUCUUUCCUGAGAUCUUUCCGUGUUGGGGGAGGGAGGAGUUACAGAUUUUUCGCACUUUCCAGUUGUAUUAAAGUUGUUGUUGUUAUUAUUUUUAUAUUCAAUGUGAAUAUUUCUAGUCAGGCUUUUUAAGAAAUCGAUGUAAUAGGGAGUUUUAAUGCCAUCAGUGCCUUCUACAGUUUUUCUGCAGACCUCUCCUUCGGGGCGGGAUUUCUGAUCUGCUCAGCAAUGUAAUUACAGUCUCUUUUUCAAGUUAACUCAUCGCUUUUUUUUCUCCUUUUCUCUUUUAAUGGCACUGUGCACUCAAUUAGAUUAUUUACUUCAAAUGAAUUGUGAAUGUUUGUAAGCUACCCGCUGUACUUUUUUUUUUUAAUUUAUAAACUUUAGUUUAACACCUA
Dromaius novaehollandiae (emu) is the source of this 2249-nucleotide messenger RNA. RefSeq names its product NK3 homeobox 2 (gene NKX3-2). Gene Ontology annotation, molecular function: DNA-binding transcription factor activity, RNA polymerase II-specific; RNA polymerase II cis-regulatory region sequence-specific DNA binding. Gene Ontology annotation, biological process: regulation of transcription by RNA polymerase II; cell differentiation. The coding region runs from base 309 to 1172 and encodes 287 amino acids. The record is from RefSeq and is a predicted model, not a curated record. Lineage: Eukaryota; Metazoa; Chordata; Aves; Casuariiformes; Dromaiidae. Gene Ontology annotation, cellular component: nucleus. The transcript is spliced from 2 exons.